Caenorhabditis remanei is the source of this 312-nucleotide messenger RNA. RefSeq lists its product as uncharacterized. Lineage: Eukaryota; Metazoa; Nematoda; Chromadorea; Rhabditida; Rhabditidae. The record is from RefSeq and is a predicted model, not a curated record. Bases 1 to 312 code for a protein of 103 amino acids. The transcript is spliced from 2 exons.
AUGAAGGUGGAUGAGAUGAGUCAGCGUGAAGAAGAUGAAGCAGAAGAAGCAGAAGGUGAAGAAGAAGAAGAUCGAGCAGAUAGCACAAUUAUUUAUGGAGAAACAAGAGAGCUCAGAUCACUUCUGCUCGACUUUUUUGAACCAACGACGGCAGACGAUUCCGUUGUUCUCCAUUUUCAUCACCAAUUGAUUCUGGUCGUCGAUUGUGUAGAAGUACGUUUCUGCGCUUGUCUCAGGCUCGUUGAGACGAAUGUGAUGCUCCGAAAGAACUUCAUCUUUGAAGUCGAACGUGAUCUGAAAAAAGGUAUUUAG